Camelina sativa (false flax) is the source of this 1167-nucleotide messenger RNA. Its product is annotated as tetraspanin-18. The record is from RefSeq and is a predicted model, not a curated record. Lineage: Eukaryota; Viridiplantae; Streptophyta; Magnoliopsida; Brassicales; Brassicaceae. Gene Ontology annotation, cellular component: membrane.
AAACAGAGGUGACACCUUUACAAGAUAAAGACGACCAGACCAUCACCAUUGAAAAAGUUUUCUCCGACUCUUCUUCUCUCUUUUAUCCUCCGAAAGAAUUCAAACUUCAGCAAAAAAAAAAAAAAAAGUAUGAGGCGUAAUUGCUUCCAUGUUUCGUUUGCUUCUAGUCUAAAGAUCCUCAAUUUUGUUCAAGCUUUCAUCGGUCUUUCCAUCAUUAUAUACUCUAUAUGGAUGCUCCAUGAAUACAACCGUCACCUACCCGUGGACCCGCCUCCGGCAGCUUCAUCGAGCUCCGGGAUCGAGAUCGGUACUAUUGUAUCUGAGCCCUUGAAGAAUCCUAUUGACUACAUGGCUAGUAUCCUUCUCGGGUCUAAUGGUGGUGAUCAUGGCUUUAACCUACGCUCCUUGGAUCUUCCUGCUCCAUGGUUCAUCUACUCUUUCAUGGCGGUUGGUAUUUUGGUCUGCAUUGUUACCUUCAUUGGAUUCAUAGCAGCUGAAGCUAUCAAUGGCUGUUGCUUGUGUUUUUACUCUAUUCUCAAAACUCUGCUCAUUCUACUUGAAGCUGCACUUGUUGCAUACAUAGCUAUUGAUCGUCACUGGGAAAAGGAUCUUCCGUAUGAUCCCACUGGAGAAAUCAGUAGUCUUAGGGCCUUCAUUGAAGAAAACAUCGAUAUAUGCAAAUGGGUUGGGAUUGCUGUGGUAGCGGUCCAGCUACUGUCGUUGCUACUAGCCAUGGUUCUAAGAGCUAUGGUUUCAACCCCGAAACCCGAGCUUGACGAAGAAGAAGGUUAUGAGAACCCCAGGGUUAGAGCUUAUGACCCACUUCUUGGUCCACAAGGAAACCAAGCGUCUGGUGGGUCAAGCAAGAUUGAAAACUGGAGCUCCCGAAUCAGAGAAAAGUAUGGUUUGAACCAGAGUCAAGCGGCGGUGAACCCGAAAGGCUGAUGAAGCCAAAUAAACCUGUUUCUGAAACUGCAUGUGUCCAUAUGGUCUCUCUGAAGCUUUUUUUCUCUAUGUUUUUUCUCCAGUGUGCAAAAAACAUUUGCUCAAAACGGUACCUAUUGUGUUUACUCAACAGUAUAACAUCUUCAUUUGUGUGUUUGCUUGUACAAACAAAAUCCUAUGAAACAGUUAAGAAAUAGCAUUUCCACUAUGAGGUUUUUACCA